This is a messenger RNA of Uloborus diversus, 697 nucleotides long. RefSeq names its product apolipoprotein D-like. The transcript has 5 exons. The record is from RefSeq and is a predicted model, not a curated record. Gene Ontology annotation, molecular function: pigment binding. Lineage: Eukaryota; Metazoa; Arthropoda; Arachnida; Araneae; Uloboridae. Bases 63 to 626 code for a protein of 187 amino acids.
AUUCUGCAGCUUCCUUCAGUACGCUGAAAAGCAUUGUACAACUAAAAGGUAUUCCAGACGAUAUGUUUUCUACACUCCUGCUCCUUAGCCUUUCAGCUACGGUAUGUCUAGCUGGUAUGGGCCCAUGUCCUACUCCUGAAGUGAUGAAGGACUUUGAACUAGAGAAGCUUGCUGGAACUUGGUAUGAAAUUGAAGGAACUGCUGGAGUGGACUUGCUUGCUAAAAGAUGCUCAAAAUACGUAUUGGAAAGCAAAGGCAAACUCAAGGCCAGCCUUCUUCAUAAAUAUGUAUCCGUUCUUACUGGCAAAUCUAAAUCUGAGUUUUCGGAGCUGAUUACCCCUAAAUCGUCUGAACCAGCAAAACUCCAGAUGAACCCUUUGAAGGGCACAGUUUUGGCCAGGAGGAAGCCUGUCUGGAUCAUAGAUACUGAUUAUGAAAACUACGUCCUUGGGUACUCUUGCGUUCACAAAGUGGUGUCUCAUACUGAGGAAGUAAAUAUUCUUGCUCGAACAAAGACUGUAGAUGACAAGGAAAUGAUGAAGUAUUAUGACAUUCUAAAGAAGAAAGAUAUUAACCAGAAGAGUCUGAUGAAGAUUGAUCAAGAACACAAGGACUGCGAAGAAUAAGUUUAAGAAAAAUCGCUAUUGGUCAUCCAAUUUAAAGCAAAUAAAUCAUUAAUUGAAGUAAUUAGUUUUGU